AUGAUCUUCUCAACUACUAUCGCCAGACCACUACAGCUGGUCACCCGCACUCUGCAAUGGUCCAGCGCCGUCAUUGUCAUGGGCUUGACCUCGUACUUUAUCAAGCUAGGACCCACGGGCCAGCACAUCAUCUACCAGGAAGUCAUCGCGGUUCUUUCCGUCGUAUUCUUCAUUCCAGCCUUCAUCUCGCCAUUCAUGCCAACUGCACUGAGCAAAUUCGUGUUGCUCAUUGACGUUGUCUUCUCAUAUCUCUGGUUGACUGCGUUCAUCUUCGCUGCCCAAGACUACAACCAGCAUUCGUGCUACUUCAAUGCCCCACCUGGUGUAUCCUGCAGCCGCAAGAAGGCCAAUGAGUCUUUCAUCUUCCUUGCUUUCAUCUUCACCUUCUUCGGCAUGUUCCUCGAAGUCGCCGGCCUCUGGGCCUAUCACAAAGGACACGCCACCACCGCCGCCCCAGUCGAGAAGCACGAGUCUGGUCCACGGCCUCCUCUGGAUGCGCCAGUUGAGCAGCAUGCUCCGGCGGGAACUGUCUAG
Molecule: messenger RNA, 534 nt
Organism: Penicillium daleae
Lineage: Eukaryota; Fungi; Ascomycota; Eurotiomycetes; Eurotiales; Aspergillaceae
Product: MARVEL domain-containing protein
Exons: 4
Coding region: 1-534 (177 amino acids)
Cellular component (GO): membrane
Source: RefSeq, a predicted model, not a curated record